AUGAAUUUAGCCACUCGAAAGGAAUACGAUCGCGUAUGGUUUCUUCCUGGACUAACAUUUGAACCGAGGUUUAAACAGUACUCUGGCUAUCUCAAUGGUGUCCCAGGCAAUUACUUGCAUUACUGGUUUGUCGAAUCUCAGAGAAAUCCAGCUGAAGACCCUUUACUACUUUGGCUGAAUGGCGGUCCCGGAUGUAGUUCGGUUGGUGGGCUUUUAUACGAACAUGGACCAUUUCGACCAAAUCCGGACAAUAAAACGUUGUUUGAGAACAACUAUUCCUGGAAUAAAGUGAGUAAACAUUUUUCUCUUCUCUCGAUUUUGUGUCAGGAUUAA
Molecule: messenger RNA, 333 nt
Organism: Gongylonema pulchrum
Lineage: Eukaryota; Metazoa; Nematoda; Chromadorea; Rhabditida; Gongylonematidae
Source: the annotation of a GenBank genome assembly